Messenger RNA from Asparagus officinalis (garden asparagus), 3543 nucleotides. RefSeq lists its product as uncharacterized. Bases 117 to 3227 code for a protein of 1036 amino acids. Lineage: Eukaryota; Viridiplantae; Streptophyta; Magnoliopsida; Asparagales; Asparagaceae. The transcript has 25 exons. Gene Ontology annotation, molecular function: protein binding. The record is from RefSeq and is a predicted model, not a curated record.
AUGAGCAUGCUGCCACAUCGGAUCAGAAAAAGUCACGGAAGCAGUUAGUAUCCCACGUGUUUCCGAAGCUAGCAGUGUAUAACUCUGUGGAUCCAUCUUUGGCGCCAUCUCUUCUCAUGCUUCAUCAACAGUGUGAGGAUAGGAGUGUUCUGCGUUAUGUGUACUACUACUUGGCUAGAAUCUUAUCAGAUAGUGGUGUCCAAGGUUUAGCUCCAGAAGGUGGAAUUCCCACUCCAAAUUGGGAUGUACUUGCUAAGAUUGAUGAUGUUGGGGGUAUCACCAGAGCAGAUGUGGUACCUCGAAUAGUAGAUCGGCUUACUUCAGAGGCUUUAAUGGCUGAUGCCGAAUUUCAUGCACGGAGGCUUGCAGCUCUCAAAGCUCUUACCGCUGCCUCGGCUACCAGUCCUGAAAUUCUGGCCAAAUUGUAUGAAAUUGUGUUUGCCAUUUUGGAGAAGGUUGCAGAUCCAAAAAAGCGUAAGAAAGGCAUUUUAGGCAAGCAAGUCGGUGAUAAAAAGUCAGUUAUUCGGAAUAAUUUGCAAUAUGCCACUAUUAGUGCUUUGAGAAGACUUCCUAUAGAUCACGGAAAUCCUGCAUUUCUCCAUCGAGCUGUACAAGGGCUUUUAUUUGCUGAUCCUCUUGCUGUGCGGCAUGCAUUGGGCAUAAUUUCCGAGUUAGCUAAGAAAGAUCCCUAUUCUGUUGCCAUAGCUUUGGGCAAGCAUGCGGAACCGGGAGGUUCGUUGCAGGAUGUUCUUCAUUUGCGUGAUGUUCUCGCUAGGGUAUCCCUAGCAAGAUUGUGUAAUACAAUAUCUAGAGCACGCUCACUAGAUGAUAUUCCUGAAGUUAAGUCCCAGUUCACUUCUAUUCUCUAUCAACUUCUUCUUGAUCCUUGUGACCGGGUUUGUUUUGAGGCUAUAAUGUGUGUUUUAGGGAAAUCUGAGGGUACAGAAAGGACUGAAGAUCGAGCUGCUGGAUGGAUCCAAUUCACUAGAGAAGUUCUCAAGUUGCCUGAGGCACCAAAACGAAGCAAAUCAAAGUCCGCUAAAUCAAGACGCCCUCAACCUCUUAUAAAACUUGUUAUGAGAAGAUUGGGGAGCUCUUUUCGUAGCUUCUACCGUCCUGUGCUUCAUGCAGCAGCAAGAGUUGUUCAGGAAAUAGGAAAAAGCAGGGCAGCAGCAUACUCUCUAGGAAUAUAUGACAUUGAUGAAGGAACUCAACUUCAUAUGCAUUCUGAAAGUGUUGAUUCAAUUGAUUUGGAUAUCAGUGAAAGGUCACAAUCUGAAGGAAAAGCAACACGUAUGUCAAAUGGGACAGGUGGUGAGACUACAAUUGCAAGUUUAUUAGCUUCGUUGAUGGAAGUAGUUCGAACGACUGUGGCAUGUGAAUGUGUUUAUGUUCGCGGAAUGGUGAUAAAAGCUUUAAUCUGGAUGCUAAAUCCAAAUGACUCGUUUGAUGAGCUCAAAGCUAUAAUUGCAUCUGAGCUGUCUGACCCUGCUUGGCCAUCGGCAGUAUUGAAUGAUAUCUUACUUACCCUGCACGCUCGCUUCAAGGCUACUCCAGCUAUGGCAGUCACCCUACUUGAAGUUGCAAGAAUUUUUGCCACCAAAGUUCCUGGAAAGAUUGAUGCAGAUGUGUUGCAGCUUCUGUGGAAAACAUGCCUUGUUGGAGCUGGAUCUGAUGGAAGGCACACAGCUCUAGAAGCAGUGACUAUAGUCCUUGAUUUACCUCCUCCACAACCUGGAUCAACGUCAGGUCUUACUUCUGUUGACGGGGUUUCUGCGUCCGAUCCAAAGGCUGCUAUGGCAUUACAGAAAUUAGUGCAAGCUGCUGUAUGGUUCCUUGGUGAAAAUGCAAAUUAUGCUGCGUCUGAAUAUGCCUGGGAAUCUGCGACACCGCCUGGCACUGCAUUGAUGCUGUUAGAUGCAGAUAAAAUGGUUGCUGCUGCUAAUUCUCGAAAUCCUACUCUUGCUGGUGCAUUAACACGUCUUCAAAGGUGUGCGUUCAGUGGAAGUUGGGAGGUUCGAAUAGUUGCCGCUCAAGCUCUUAUCAGUCUGGCAAUUCGGUCUGGUGAACCUUAUAGGCUACAGAUAUAUGAACUUUUACAUGUUUUAGCCCAAGGUGGAGUGCAGUCUUCGUUUUCAGAAAUGAACUAUAGUAACGGUGAAGACCAAGGUGCUAGUGGUACUGGUCUUGGUAUUUUGUUAAGUCCUAUGCUGAGGAUCCUCGAUGAUAUGUACAAAGCACAAGAUGAUCUGACACGAGAUAUGCGCACUCAUGAUAACAAUAAGCAUGAGUGGACUGAUGAAGAACUGAAGAAACUCUAUGAGACCCAUGAAAGACUGCUUGAUUUAGUUACUCUUUUCUGCUAUGUUCCAAGAGCAAAAUAUCUUCCUCUGGGACCUACCAGUGCUAAGCUCAUUGAUAUCUAUAGAAAUCGACACAAUAUUAGUGCUUCAUCUGGUCUAAAUGAUCCAGCUGUUGCUACUGGAAUAUCUGAGCUUGUAUAUGAAUCUAAAGAACAUGAAGAGCCUGAAUCCAGUGAUUCCAUUGAUCCUGACUUAGCAAUGGCCUGGGCAGCAGGCUUAGAUGAUGAUGGCUGGGAAAGUAAUGCACCUGCAGUGACUAGAGUGAAUGAGUUUCUUGCAGGUGCUGGUACUGAUGCUCCUGAUGUUGAUGAGGAGAAUGUAACUUCUAGGCUAUCGUCUGGUUAUGAUGACAUGUGGGCUAAAACACUAUUGGAAACAUAUGACGUAGAGGAAGAUGAUGCAGGCUCAUCUGAGGCAUCAUCUCCUGACUCAGAUGGAUCUUCUGAAUCCUCCCAUUUUGGUGGUAUGAACUAUCCCUCAUUGUUCAGCUCACGUCUAACUGGCCAUGAACCUUCACGUCAAUCGGAGAAGAGCUCAGCAUCCACUGCACGGAGGGCCAAGGAAGAACCUUCGUCGUCCUCUGCUUCUGUUCUGCAAAGAUUUGAGUCAUUUGAAAAUCCUUUAGCUGGACCUGAAAGUUUUGGAUCACGUGAUGAUGAAGGCCUGAAUUCUGAAAAUCCGCAAUCUGGGAGAGCACUAUAUGACUUCUCUGCUGGUGGAGAUGAUGAGUUGAACCUGAUUGCCGGAGAGGAGCUUGAGAUUGAAUAUGAGGUUGAUGGUUGGUUCUAUGUUAAUAAAAAACAGCCUGGGAGGGACGGCAAAAAAUCCGGACUGGUUCCUGUUCUUUAUGUUGAUGCAACUUGAUGACGAUAUAUUCUCAUCCCCUCCUACUUAUCGCAUAUUAAGCACAAAACCCAAGAACAUGCUUAUCCAGUUGCAAUUAGCCGUAGAUUCUUCGCAGCAGAAGCGGUUAGCGAACCAUGAACACAACACGGUUCCAUGUUCUUUGUUUACCUGGUUCAAGUGAGUUCCAAUUGGCAAUCCAUAAUCUUGCUUUAGACAUUUGUGGGAGAGCCCCCCAUUCUUUUCUGUAUAAAGGAAAAAAUUUUGUUCUAUGCGUAUACUAGCACAAUAAUUUCUUGCUUUUGAUAAUUAAAUGUUCCCCCAUGUUUGUGAUGCA